Molecule: messenger RNA, 1428 nt
Organism: Penicillium soppii
Lineage: Eukaryota; Fungi; Ascomycota; Eurotiomycetes; Eurotiales; Aspergillaceae
Product: glycosyltransferase family 4 protein
Exons: 1
Coding region: 1-1428 (475 amino acids)
Molecular function (GO): glycosyltransferase activity
Source: RefSeq, a predicted model, not a curated record
AUGGCCGACCCAACCACUCUGCAGGGCCUGCAAUUCCCUAGCACCCUCGUCGGCAAGAAGAUCCUCCUCGCAACGGAAUCAUGGGGCCCAGUGAACGGCGUCAGUCGCACCACCCGCAGUCUGGUAGAGUAUCUGCGCGACAACGGCGCAGAUCUCAUCCUCGUCGCGCCGUCUUUCAAGGGAAAUUCUAAACAGGCUUCUUGGGAACUUCGUCUUCCCGGCUGCGCCCUCCCUUACAAUCCAGACCUGACGGUCGUCUAUCCAUUCCACCUGGACGAUGUCUUCAAUAACUCUUUUCGGCCUGACUUGAUUUACCUCGCCAGCCCGGCUUCUCUGGGUUUUCAGAUGCUUCUCCAGAUCCGCCAAUUGCGCUCCCCGCCCCCCAUCUUACUCAAUUUCCAAACUGAUCUGUCAGCCUACGCGGAAAUCAUGCUCCCCGCUCCGCUGGACCAUUUUGGCGUCUGGCUUCUUGCAUCGGUGCAGGGAUUCCUCUUCAGAACAAAUGCAGUACAUACCAUUUUCUACCCGUGCUCUGCUAUCCGGCGGUAUCUGGAGCACGCCCGUGCGCCAGUUGAUAGGCUCGUUCAACUUGGUCGCGGCGUUGACACUGGUCUGUUUUCGCCGACUUUGCGCGACGGCAGUUUCAGACGCCAGAUCGCGCCCAAUGGCGAGGUCGUUCUUAUUUGUGUUUGUCGGAUCGCUCCUGAGAAGGGAUUCGAGUUUCUCGCGCAGGUCGCGCAGAGACUUGCCGCCGAGAAGGUGCUGUUUAAGCUGUUGAUUGUUGGCGGGAACCGCAAUCCGGCGGUUGAGAAUAAGGUCCAGCGGUUGUUUGACGAUGUCAGAGACCAUGUCGUCUUCACUGGUUUUCUGGCCGGCACUGCUUUGUCAAGAGCGUAUGCUUCCGCCGAUCUGUUUCUUCACUGCUCUAUCACCGAGACCUUUGGACUGGUCGUUCUUGAGGCUAUGGCGAGUGGUGUCCCGGUCAUUGCCAGGGAUCAGGGCGGGCCUUCGGAUAUCAUCCGUCAUGGCCAGACGGGGUAUUUGGUGCCGCCUCGCGAUCUGGAGUCCUUCGUUCAUCUCGUAAGAGAUGUUGCUGGUGAUUCAAGACGGCGGACAUCGCUUGCUGUCGCAGCGCGGCAGUAUGCGAACGAUACUACUUGGGAGAAGAUUAACUGUCGAGCGGCUUGGCACAUGGUGGAAGCGUUAUCGCAUACCGACCAGGAGUCACAGGUUCCUCGGGAAGUGGUCCGUCCGGGAGUGAUUGCGUCGUUCUUUGAGCAGCUGCGUCUGAUCCUUGCAGUUGGACUGGUUUAUUUCAUGUGGUUAAUAUCUGUUGUUCCGUUGCUUGUUCAUGGGAAUCGGUUUCUUCCUCGCGCUUGGCAGGCCGUGCAAGGUCAAUUCCAGGACACUCGACCAUUGCGCAGUUGA